Molecule: messenger RNA, 1026 nt
Organism: Orcinus orca (killer whale)
Lineage: Eukaryota; Metazoa; Chordata; Mammalia; Artiodactyla; Delphinidae
Exons: 3
Coding region: 1-1008 (335 amino acids)
Source: RefSeq, a predicted model, not a curated record
AUGUACAAGGCAGCUGAUCCAUCCUGCAAACCCAAAACCCACAUCGUGAUCAUUCAUCAACUUGCACAAGUGAUCGCCGCCCCCAGGACAAAUGCACCAGGAACCAAAUCAUGGCAAUCGAUAGGCAGUCCGAGCCUCCCCGUGCCCAGGAGCCGGCAGGAGGUAGCAGGGCGACGGCAGCAAAUCCAGCAGAUCCAGGUAGCGCAGCCCUCAGCCCUGCAGACCUGGGCGGCCACAAAUGUCGCCCCAACGCCCGGCCCCGGUCACAAUCCCGAGAUUGGAGAUCGGAACCGAGCGGGGAAACACAUUCACCAGAGCCCCCGGCGUCAAGUGCAGGGCCACCAGGUCUUCGAGGUCGGGGUGGGGGGAGCUGGAAAACGGAGAGGGAGGAAGGGAGCGAGGGAUCCCACCCCGGCUUUGUUGCUGGUCACCAUCAAUUUGGGGCUCCCCAGGCGGCCAAGAGCCGCCCGCCGGCGUGAGGGCUCUGUUGUUGUUUUCCUCAGGCUGCUCCUGCCCGCGCCGCGGCUCCCGUGCCCCUCUCGGGCGGCGCUGCCUGUGUGCCGAGAGGUGCUGGUUGCAAACGCAGCCUGGCACCGGCUGGCCUACUACUCCCCAGCCCGGCCCCCAGCCUCCCGCCCGCAGGGCACUGCCUUCGCGCCCCCCGCUCGCCGCCGGCGCGGCCGCGGCGACCCUCGCCCCCGACCUCUCACGACCCAAAGUUUUGGCGGAGGGGUAAAGUGCCCGGGGAGCGGGCCGGCUGGCGGCGGCUCCGGACGCGCGGGGUUCCCUCCGUCUUCCUCAAGUCCAGCCUACCGGCUGCCGCCACAGCCGCCGCCGCCGCUGCUCCUGCCGCGGAGUCCUUGGGGCUGCAGCCCGGCGGCUCUCAAGUACCUCUGCCCACCGUUCCCUCCGUGGGAGCUGUUCCAGGGACGCAGCUUGAGUGAGCAAGGUGUUGUUGAGACCAUCGCCACUGAACACGUGACUGAACCCGGUAAGGCCUCUGUAUAAACUUUUAAGAUUCUGGCG